AUGCCUCCAAUCCCCAUCACCAUCGUCACCGGCUUCCUCGGCUCCGGCAAGACCACCCUCCUCCUCAACCUCAUCCCGCAACUGCCCGCGACCUACCGGCUCGCGCUGCUCAAAAACGAAUUCGGCGACGUCGCGGUCGACUCCCAGCUCGCCUCCACGCAGUCCAUCUCCGGGGUUCGCGAGCUCCUCAACGGCUGCAUCUGCUGCAACCUCGUCGGCCAGCUGAGCGACGCGCUCGAGCAGCUCCGCACCGAGGUCCGCCCGGACCGCAUCGUGAUCGAGACCAGCGGGAGCGCUUUCCCCGCCACCCUGGCCAUGGAGGUAAACCGCCUGGCGCGCGAGAACCCGGGGACCUUCGUCCUGGACGGGGUCAUCAGUGUCAUCGACGUAGAGAACUGGGAGGGGUACGAGGACACCUCGUACACGGCGAAGCUGCAGGCGAAAUACACCGAUCUGAUCAUUUUCAACAAGUGGGAGAAUGUGUCGGAGAUGCGCUUCGACAUCUGCCUCGACCGGGUCGGGGACCUCGAAGUCCCCACGCCGUGGGUCAAGUCCGAUCGCGGCAAGGUCGACAAGGAUGUUCUGCUGGGAAUUGACGGGGCCUUGUUCGCCAAGGAAGAGCAUCGUCAUGAUCACCAUGACCAUGAUGACGACCAUGAUCACCAUGAGCACAAGAACGAUCAUCAGUCCGAGGUGGAAGUCCUCUCCGUCAACCUCAAGUCCACCGAUGCCACCGUCGUCGACAUCCCGGCUCUGGAGCACCUCCUUCGCUCCGCCUCCAAGGAAGAAGUCUAUCGCAUCAAGGGCAUCAUGCGGUGCUCGACCAGCUCACCUCCCGCGGAAUCUUCGGAAGAUCAAGGCGCCGUCACGCCCGCUCCCCCUUCGGCCAACGGCCCCGCCACCCGCUAUUACAUUCUGAAUUGGGCUUUCGGUCGCUGGACCUUCACACCAUCGGACAUCGUCGCUGAGAACGCUGACCCCGCCGUGGUAGCCCGGAUUACGUUGAUUUUGGCUCGCUAUGAAUCCGCCAAGUGGAAGAAGAAGCUCGAAGCCGGUAGCCUCGUACAGGUUGCUGGAUCCAACGACGCCGAGUUGGUUGUGGAGCGACUGCUCUAA
Aspergillus aculeatus ATCC 16872 is the source of this 1116-nucleotide messenger RNA. Its product is annotated as GTP-binding protein. The transcript has a single exon. Gene Ontology annotation, cellular component: cytoplasm. The record is from RefSeq and is a predicted model, not a curated record. Lineage: Eukaryota; Fungi; Ascomycota; Eurotiomycetes; Eurotiales; Aspergillaceae. Bases 1 to 1116 code for a protein of 371 amino acids.